Molecule: messenger RNA, 543 nt
Organism: Aspergillus chevalieri
Lineage: Eukaryota; Fungi; Ascomycota; Eurotiomycetes; Eurotiales; Aspergillaceae
Gene: psf3
Product: DNA replication protein PSF3
Exons: 6
Coding region: 1-543 (180 amino acids)
Biological process (GO): mitotic DNA replication initiation
Cellular component (GO): GINS complex
Source: RefSeq, a predicted model, not a curated record
AUGUCGUAUUACGAUGUGGAUUCUAUUCUAACGGAUGCUCAGAAAUUGCCCUGCACAUUUGAGCUCGAAGUCCCCGGGCUUGGCAUUCUCGAGGGCAAUCCGGGAGAAGAUCUCAAACCGGGGACACGAAUUGACCUUCCAUUAUGGCUAGGGGAAAUGCUUUCCAUCGGAGCACGGCUGGGGACGUCUCGACUGGUCAGCCUUGAUCUCCCAUCUGCAUUAUCCGAGCGAGUGAUGAAUGCGCUGAAGGCUGACCCUCGGACUGUGGAUUUGCGGGCUCUGGCGCCGCAUUUUUACAACUUGAGUGAGCGGAUCCUCGAAUUGUUUGAGGAAGAGGAGAUGGUGGAUGUAUUGAGUAAUACGUUCCGAAAGCGGGCUGCAGAGAUCGCUGAUCAUGCACAUAAUCCUCGAGGGGCCAUGGGGGACGGUGUUGAAUUCUUACGUGGUCUUGAUGAAACAGAACGUCAAUUGUUCCGCAUUGCCCACGACAGUGCCAAGCAGAUGCGCAUUUGGUCCGGCGAGGCAAAAAAGCCAAAGACUUGA